UUCUUCAGUCGUUUUGCGAUUUUGCGAUCGUCGGUUCUCGACAUUUCAGUCGUCGGGCGUCGCGACGCUUAAGUCAAGGACGGUCGAGUUAAAUAAACUUUGAACUUUAUUUGAAGUUUUCUCUAAAAAUAUUUCAUAAUUUAAAUAAAGUCUAAUGGUGACAGUUGUGAAUGUUACUUGUUUAUUGACUAAGAUUUCGUUGUGACUUUUUGCAGGAUGUAAAUAAAUUAAACAUGGACUUAAUUGAGGUCACGAGUGUGAAAAAUACUUGCAUCAACUCUCUAUGAUGUGAAAUAUGAAGCACCUACAUUCACUAAGGAAAAAAAACUGCCCGUACGUGAACAUAAGGAUAAUGCGGAUAUAUGAGAUAUAUUAUUUUAGUAGAUAGUAAAUUGCAGAUUAAGACAUCAACAAAGUAAUAUAAAAUAAUAAAGGCUUUAUAUUUAUGGGCCGUAAAUAAUGGAAUGGAGAUAAUAAAUUUAACGCUCCUAUAAUACUGUUAUAAAAGGAACAAUAUUGAAAUAAACAAUUUUUCUUGUGAAAUGUGACAAUGGAUUGGACUUUUCUCUAUACUAAAUAAAGUUAAUAGUAAUGUGUUGUCAACAGAAAAGUGGUUUAUCAAGACUAGGAUUGUUUUUAGGAUUUUUGGCUUUGUGUGCGCUAUUGAUAGCGUUCGUAAGUGGUUCCUGGUUAUACACUAAGGAACCAUUACCAUUGGAAAAAGUUACGUUAAAGACCACUAUAAGCUUUAGAAUAGGCUUGUGGAGAGUCUGUCCAAGUGUAAAAAGAAUCAACAACACUAUACAUGUUCCAUCACCCGCUUGCUCCUUAGUAAAAUAUUCUGAGUGGCGGGAUAUCAGCAACACAGACUUGGGAAUAUCAUGGGCUCCAUUAGACUUGGCUCAAGUUUUUAUUACACGAAUGAGGUCAUGUACAGUUCUGUGCAGCGCUGCCGUUAUCCUGCUCGUACUGGCUGUAUUCUUCGGUCUUCUGGGCCACUGUAACAACGACAAUAAAACCAUUAUAGCCUGCGGACUGUUCAUCCUUGGGGGUUUAUCGCUCGGUUGUGGGCUCAUAACAUUUGUCUCUGGACUAUCGCAAACUAUGGCAGAGAUUUACGAAUACUACACAGAUGAAUCAAGCGGACCUGAUUAUGAUUAUAGAUACGGCUGGUGCUUCUUUACUGCAGGAAUCGCUUUGGUGCUCACCUACGUUGGUUCGGCUCUCUCGUUUGUUGGAUACUUAAAUCGAUACACGUCUAUCGACGAUAUGGUUCGAGAAAUGGUUCCAGGAGCAGACCGUAAACUGCGCGAACACAAGCUUUCAACUGAAUACCUCAUCCGCCACUCAAAUCCUCACUCGGCCAUACAUCAGCAGUACGACCCAAUAGUCUCCGAUCAACAAAUCCCAUUAGAGCAGUACGAAUCCAAUGAAUGCGGUCCGUUAUUAAAUAAAACUCCACCAGAUGUAUGCACUACAAACCGAUGUCAAGAGUUCGGCGCAGAUAUCUCAAAUGCUGGAGCAUUAGAAAUAAAUUUCUGUGCAUCGGGUUCUAAUUGUAAUUCACACCUGCUGGCUGGUCAGACCAUACCCAUCACUAUUAAAAACCACAAUUCAGCUGCUCCUCUUAGUUUUUCAAAUAUCCCGGUAUCUAAAUAUGGUACGAUGCCGCAUAAUAGUGGUACUACAUUACAUCAGGGUUUUCUGGGGGUAUCGGAAAUGGGUAGUUCUAGCUCAAACAGUUCGAGCGGUUACUGUGGAAGAAGUAAAACUUUGCAACAUCCGGCAAAGGGUACCGGGAGGGUAGGAAAUAAAAAAAGUGUAAAAAUCGAAUCGUUCCAGGUUCCCGAAACGAGUUUUGAAGGUUUUGGGAAAUCGAGGACGGGUAAUCCGAUACAGUAUUCGGGCAGUGCGGUAUGACAAGAAGAUGCUCCUGGUGCUGACGUUAUAUUCUAAAUUUUUAUAUGGUAAAAGCAGAUAAAAUUAGAGUUAAUAUGUAUUUAGGUCUUUUUUUACUAUUUUCGAAAUUGUAUAAAACGAUCUUGUAAUUUUUACAAAAUUAACUUUUGCGUUUCAUGUUUAGGCGAAUAUAGAGAGAUGUUUGCUUAUUUUACAUGAAUAAAAACAAAAAUUACUCAAAACGAAUGCAAAAUACCCUACUUGAUAUGCAACUGGAGUCUCCAUUGGGUUCGCACUACUUAUUAGAUACCAGAGCAUCCCAUAUAUCUUUGUCACGCAAUCUCAUGGUUAAUAGAAGAAUUAUACCAUAGGCCGCGUGAAUACGUUUUAAUUUAUUUGUAGGCUAAUUAAUACUUUAUUUGUUACUCAGUUUAGAUUGAAUACAUUUCAUUGAUUUGAAAAAUAUUUUGUGAUUCAGUUUGAAUGAAUAUGAUACAUGGCCUCAAUGUGGUUUAUUUAGAGCCACUUGUUCCAGGCCAGAUUGUGGAGUAUUACCCAUGUGGCUUAUUUAAUACAACUUCCCCAAAGUCUUCAAAAAGUAAAAAUUCUUCAAGUAAAAAUUACUAUUCUUUCGAAAACUCUAUUAAAGAGCUUUAACUGUCUUCCACUUUUUAUUGUUAAAUAUUUUGAAGAUAUAAGAAACCAUUGUCUCUAAUAAGUGUUGUGUAUUUAACUUUUUAAGAAAUGUGUAUUUAAAUAAAAAGAUUAAAACUUAAUCACAAAAUAUAAGUCUUUAAAAUAUAUCUUGAUAAAUUAAACUGUAUUACGAGUACCAUUAUAACAAUGAAUUAUUUAUACAGACUCACAAAAAAGUAUAGCAUAUCUCUAU
This is a messenger RNA of Anthonomus grandis grandis, 2788 nucleotides long. RefSeq lists its product as uncharacterized. Gene Ontology annotation, molecular function: channel regulator activity; voltage-gated calcium channel activity. Lineage: Eukaryota; Metazoa; Arthropoda; Insecta; Coleoptera; Curculionidae. The transcript is spliced from 6 exons. The record is from RefSeq and is a predicted model, not a curated record. Bases 592 to 1920 code for a protein of 442 amino acids. Gene Ontology annotation, biological process: regulation of AMPA receptor activity; neurotransmitter receptor internalization; transmission of nerve impulse. Gene Ontology annotation, cellular component: AMPA glutamate receptor complex; postsynaptic density membrane.